Messenger RNA from Camponotus floridanus (Florida carpenter ant), 651 nucleotides. RefSeq lists its product as uncharacterized. The transcript has a single exon. The coding region runs from base 1 to 651 and encodes 216 amino acids. NCBI's taxonomy places the organism in Eukaryota, Metazoa, Arthropoda, Insecta, Hymenoptera, Formicidae. The record is from RefSeq and is a predicted model, not a curated record.
AUGCUCAGAUUCGAGACCAGGAGACUUUUUAACAAGGCUAGAAAUUCUUGCCUGCCUUUGCACUGUGAAACUUUUAGGAACGCUCAACGCAGGUAUAGCAGAGAAAUAGUCAGAAAUAAACGUAGUAGUUGUAGAGAGUUUUGCGAAAACGUCGAAAGUGCUCCAGAAGCCUCCAGACUGAACAGAAUACUCAGUUCCGACAAUCACAUCCAGUUGGGAUGCCUUAAACCAACAAUGGGCUAUACAAUCAACCUUACUGAAUUCAUCGAAUACCUCAUGAAGACUGGCUUCCCAGGUUUUCGAACUGUCGACAAUCAUUCUACCGCUCACGCUAGACGCAGGGAUGUCUUCAAAGCCAGGGAUUGGUCAUUAGCGGCGAAGAUAGUUUAUCUCAAAGGUGUUGAAUGGGCCGUCAAAACCUUCAAACCCUAUAAAUCACCUGGACCAGACGGAAUCUAUUCCGCCUGUUUACAAGAAGGACUGGGCCUAUUGAUAAGCCCCCUAGUUAAAGUGUUCAGAGCUAACAUAGUUUUUAGACACAUGCCCAUUGUCGGGAGUGGUACUAGAGUCACUUUUAUAUCUAAACUAGGCAGGAAUGGCCACAUCUUGGCCAAAGACUUCAGAUCCAUCAGCCUUGCCCCUUUAUUCUGA